ACAUCGACGCACAACGGUUGCCGAGCGGAAAACGAACGUUUCAUACACGAACAGGCAAAGGGAUGCACAUGGACCUACUCCGCAGGCAGGAAUGUACAUUCAUAUAACGUUCUGGGUGGAUGGAGAUCAUCUUUCAUCACCAUGAUCUCAGUUGCAAUUUAAAUUUGCUAUCGGUGGCAUAACAUGCUGCAGUCGACCCGGUGGUUCCCACGUGUGUCCACAUACGUUUGUGUUGAGGUUAGUUGUGUACGUGAAUGCGGAAGGACGCGGCUUCAGCCCCGGGUCCUCCGGAGGUGAGCCUGCUCGCAGUGACAUGGUAAUAUGUUUUGAAUCGUUCUGGAAAGCUGCGGACCAGAAGAGAUACAGGUUGCCAAUGACUGGUGAAGACACUGGUUUGGGGGCUUUGGCCUCGCCACUGGUGGGGUAUUUGGGAAAAGUUCAGGAAAGAGCUGCUUCACUGGAGCAUUGUCCCUGGUGUACUUCAAAAGGCUUGACCUACGCUCUGCGAUCGUACCGCAUCAACCUCCAGGAGUCCGUCACCCUCUGCACGAACCCACAGUGCCUUUUCCCCCUGGUCAGCCGGUCCUUGGAGGAUGUUUUGGCCUGCUUGGAUCCCGUGGGGCCCACUGUUGGGACCAAAAGAAAGAAUUGCUCAGCACUGGAAACGGAAGAGUUGAUCAGUCCCGCACACAAACGCCUGCGAUCAGGUGUUCCAGACAUGCUGAGCAGCCCAGCCCAGCGCGGUGCUGAAGGCGCUGUCCUUAAUGGCCAUCACGCAGCGCCAAAGACAGAAGACAGUAAGGCGAACGGAUGCGGGGAUUCUGCAGGUGUAGAGACAGCCGGCAGAGAGUCGCCACAACAUGAGGACGAUGUUCUGGUCAAGGAACCAGCGAACGCUGCGUGUGGGGAUGCUUUAGCUCCCCGUACAUGCUGGACUUCUGCUGCACGCCGGCAGUGCUCAUCUGAAGCCUUAUUGAUCGGCGAUCGUGACGACCCCGUGGUCUCUCCUCGGCAUGCGGCUCCUGGUACCCCGGAGGCAGAGGAGGACUUUGGGCCGAGCAAACGCUGCAGCCUCGGCUCCAAUCCGCCCAGUUUCACGAGCGACCACAAUUAUACAGCGGAAAUUAUGCCUCUGCACAACGGGCGGAUCGCAAGGACGCAAUGGAAAACACUGACCGCAGACGUCCCCGAAUGUGAAGACGUUCCAAUGGAGAGUUUGUCCUCCGCGUCGCCGUCAAAGUCGGAGGACCUGGUGUCCGUUGCAAAUCAGCCCUUUUGGAGUAACAGCGACAACUUGUGUUGGCUGGACUCGCUGCUGGUCGCACUGGUAAACUGUAAGAGUUUGAUAGAGUGUAAACCUAAAGAUGAGGCCGAGCAGUCAUCCGUCUGGCAGCUGAUGAGAGGAUACGAAGACAUCUGUGCUUCCAUCCGUAUGCAUCAACAGACCGGCGGGGAUGGCGCCGUGAAGGUGCCACGUCAUGUGCUGGAAAAGGCUGAUGCAGACCUCCGGUGUCUCAGGAUGUCAGCCUUCAAACUACUGCAGCCCAAGCUGAAUUGCAAACUGGGUCAGAGGGAAACUCCGGUAUUCGCCAUGCCGCUUCUGCUGGCGUCAGACCCGUGGGCGGAGCCUCUCUUCCAGUCCACCUUUCACUGGAUGUUCAGGUGCAGUGAAUGCAAAGCUGCCUCGGCGGAAAGGGUUUUGAAAACUCUCCCCACCUUCACAAACGUUUUUCCUGAUUGGAGCCCACUUAAUGCCGUCCACUCGGCUCCGUGCAACGUGUGCUGCCAGAAGAACCAGAGGAGGACCAUGGUGCUGGAGAGCGUGCCUUCUGUGUUUGCGCUGCACUUUGUGGAGGGGCUUCCUGACAACGAUGUCAGGAGAUACGCCUUCACCUUCAAGGAGAGUCGCUACUCGGUCACCACGGUGAUUCAGUACGACCACCAACUUAAGCACUUUGUCACCUGGACUCGUAACUCCGACGGAUCAUGGCUCGAAUACGACGACUUGAAACAUCCGGAGUGUCGAAGCCAUCGAAGGUUCCCGGUUCCUGCUCAGGAGAUGCACGUCGUCUUCUGGGAGGUGGAGGAGGAGGAGGACCAAGAGCCUCGUGCGUGUUUUCCCUCCACCACAUUUGCUGAAUCUCCCCCCUUUAAAAAGGAGGUGAGCCCCAGUCGAGGGGACAAAGACUUACCAGCGGACAGACUGUCGUAUUGCACUCCCGAUUGGUCGCUGCUGCGGACUCCCAGCGUUGCCUGUGCCUUCUCUCUAGCCGACGACGGCACCAACAUCACGGACACCCCGGCGGGCGCCGUUGGCAACACGUCCAUAGGUUCCACGACGCUGCUCGACACCUUCGAGGGCCUCUCCCACGACGACAUCGUCACGCUCACGCUGGUGGAAUUAAAUGAGGAAGGAACCCCGAAUCUGAACAGCCCCAGCAGGAACAAGAUGCUCGACUACGCCCCAGAUAGCCCCUGCUCCCUCUCAAGUGCCGAAAUCUCCCUCGGCCGCGGCGCAGAGCUCCCCCAACCUACUGAAUCAGAUCGCGCAGAAGGCUCGUCCAGCGAUCCUUCGUUUGUGCCCGAUGGUAGGAAAAGACGAGGCCGAAGACGAGGCACACGAUUCACCCGACGCAAAAGAUCUGCGGCAAAGGCGGCAGCCCCGAAGGCGGCAGGAAAGGCAGCACCAAAGGCACCAAAAGCUGCAGCACCAAAGGCACCAAAAGCUGCAGCACCAAAGGCACCAAAAGCUGCAGCACCAAAGGCACCAAAGGCGGCAGCACCUAAGGCAGCACCUGAGGCGGCGGCGCUAGAAGAGGUGGCGUUGGAGGCAGCACAGGUUUUGCCGGACGAGUCCGCGGAAGCUGCCACUGCGCUGGACACCACACCCCCCGUUGUCAAAGCACAGCAGGUGUCCCCUGUGUCCUCGACAGAUGCGUCCCCCCUAUCCGGAGGUCGGAGGAGUCCGCCGAUGCAGCAUCAGCACGCCCGCUGGUCCUUCCUGCUCAGCAAACACCCAAUGAACCAAGUCCAAAGGUCGAUCGCCAAGCUGGCCCCGUCUCACCCGACCACCACUACCACCGCCGUCGCACACGUGAAGCCCUCUCGGCCCGCUGCGCCCUCUCGGUCGACUUCCAACCCCGCGACAAAACCGCCGACCCCGGGAGGAUUUGCCCCGAAACAACAGCUCCGAACAGAGGAGGGCGAUGGUCUGCCGCUAAAAGCUGCCGAGAUGUACGACGGCUUCCUUACAAAGAGCUCAAGUCCGCUCCCGCCACCCGCCAGUCCCGACGGCAAGUUGAAGCCGUUUCAACCAGCGACUUUUAACCACCAGACACUGCUGAAGAACACCCCUCUGCCCCUGCCCCGAGCUGGCCUCCUUCCUGAGAUAAACGGGCCGAAGAUGCAAAGCAGCCGGUCCUCGAAGCCUCCUCCGGGCCUGAGCGACACGGAGGCCCUCAGGUACAAGCUGAUAAAGAAGCUGAAGGCAAAGAAGAAGAAGCUCGCCAAGCUGAACGAGAUGUUGGGUCACAACCGCGCCGCCGGCCCCCGACCCGACAGCACCGACCUGGGCUCGCCGCACACGGUCACCUCCAGCACUUACGACGGCUCCCUUUGCGACGACUUCCUGUCGGACCUGCUCUCGCCGGCGACGACCGCCAGCAACCUCUCGCCGGACAGCACCGGCUUCCUGGAGAUGCUCGCCAACGGGCAGGACGGAGCCGACCGGCCGGACGGCGGGGACAAUUCCGUCGGCUCGGCUGCCCGGGAGAACGCGCCCUCCCCCGAGAACUUCCUGGAGGAGUUCCUCUCGCAGGCUGUGGCUCAGAGGCCCAGCGAGAUGGAGACCGAGGCGCUCAGCGCACUCGAGCUCUUCGUUUGAGCUCCGAGCGCUUCGACCACCACUCGGCCUCUUGAGGAGCAUCUAGCAGAAUGGACGGUUCCAUUUGAAGUUAAAGGUUUAUGUUGCCGUUCACCCUGCGGUUGAUGGAGUUGAAAGCCAUGUUCACUGGGUUGGUUGGUUUGUUUGUUUGUUUGGUUGAACCAUGGAUGAUAUUGUUGUAUACUUUUAUGGUCUCUGGCACGUUUUACAUAGUGUGUUGCCGAGUUGUUUGAAGCAGUCAGGUCUGUUUGCUUUGUUAUUUAGACAACUUACUUGAAUAUUUUCAUGAAAAAAUAAUUUGUUAUUUAAUAAUAAACUUUAGAUGA
Messenger RNA from Gasterosteus aculeatus aculeatus (three-spined stickleback), 4209 nucleotides. It is a transcript of the gene uspl1, whose product is annotated as ubiquitin specific peptidase like 1. Gene Ontology annotation, cellular component: Cajal body. NCBI's taxonomy places the organism in Eukaryota, Metazoa, Chordata, Actinopteri, Perciformes, Gasterosteidae. Gene Ontology annotation, biological process: protein desumoylation; Cajal body organization. The record is from RefSeq and is a predicted model, not a curated record. Gene Ontology annotation, molecular function: SUMO binding.